Molecule: messenger RNA, 1436 nt
Organism: Pararge aegeria (speckled wood butterfly)
Lineage: Eukaryota; Metazoa; Arthropoda; Insecta; Lepidoptera; Nymphalidae
Gene: svp
Product: steroid receptor seven-up, isoforms B/C
Exons: 4
Biological process (GO): cell differentiation; regulation of transcription by RNA polymerase II; anatomical structure development
Molecular function (GO): zinc ion binding; nuclear receptor activity; RNA polymerase II cis-regulatory region sequence-specific DNA binding
Source: RefSeq, a predicted model, not a curated record
CACACGCGCGCGGAAUCGCGCAGCGUGCGUUCUCACCCGGCGACCGCAACCGGCAUCAUCACGCACGGCGCGCUAGUGUACGGAGGGGUCGGUGGGCCGGGGCUUUGCCCUCCGAGAGCCCCCGACCUCCCGCCUCUUGAGCUCGGCUUCCGAGGUAGCUGGCGAGAAGACGACCUCUUGCCUUCCACUCCGGCCAGCCAGGCCGCGUCGACGCAGAGCGGCUCCUCCGCCACAGAUAAAGGCCAGAACGUGGAGUGCGUCGUCUGCGGCGAUAAGUCCUCCGGGAAGCACUAUGGCCAGUUCACGUGUGAGGGCUGCAAAUCCUUUUUCAAGAGGUCCGUGAGAAGGAACCUGUCGUACUCCUGCAGAGGUACGAGGAACUGCCCCAUUGACCAGCAUCAUAGGAACCAAUGCCAGUACUGUAGGCUUAGGAAAUGUCUCAAAAUGGGCAUGAGAAGGGAAGCUGUUCAAAGAGGCCGGGUGCCUCCAACGCAAGCCGCAGGUCUCGCUCUGCCGGGGCAAUUCUCCCUCGCGAACGGCGACCCGGCCGCCGGGUUGAACGGCCACCCUUACCUCUCCUCCUACAUAUCCCUCUUACUUAGAGCAGAGCCGUACCCAACGUCAAGAUACGGCCCGUGCGUCCAACCCACAAACGUGAUGGGCAUAGACAAUAUUUGCGAACUGGCAGCGAGAUUACUCUUCUCUGCCGUCGAAUGGGCGAGAAAUAUACCCUUCUUCCCCGAACUCCAAGUGACGGACCAGGUCGCGUUGCUAAGACUCGUCUGGUCCGAGUUAUUCGUCCUCAACGCGUCCCAGUGUUCAAUGCCCCUCCAUGUGGCUCCCUUACUCGCGGCCGCCGGUCUCCACGCAUCCCCCAUGGCAGCAGACCGCGUGGUCGCGUUCAUGGACCACAUACGAAUCUUCCAAGAGCAGGUGGAGAAGUUAAAAGCUCUCCACGUGGACUCCGCUGAGUACUCCUGUCUGAAGGCCAUCGUGCUGUUCACGUCAGAUGCCUGCGGUUUAUCAGACGUGCAGCACAUAGACAAUCUACAAGAAAAAUCACAAUGCGCCCUUGAAGAAUACUGCCGGAGUCAGUACCCUAACCAACAGACGCGAUUCGGAAAACUCCUUCUACGACUACCUUCAUUACGAACAGUCAGCUCCCAAGUCAUAGAGCAGCUGUUCUUUGUAAGACUAGUAGGAAAGACGCCUAUUGAAACUCUGAUUAGAGAUAUGCUUUUAUCAGGGAGCUCGUUCUCUUGGCCGUACAUGGCAACCAUGUGACAUACAAUGUGGAGACAGCUUGCGGCGGCCUGAUCCACGCCUUACGGCUUCCCGCCGUAUCUGCCGAGCCAGCGAUUCGACUUCCAGAGGUACCAUGAAGCCCCAGAAGACGCUGUGACGUCAUCGAGCGAGUUUCAAGAAACGGAGACGAC